AUGGAAACUGCAACUGAAAAAUCAAAGAGACCAGAUGGAAACCCUUUAGACCUUAACAAUCUUCCUGAUGACAACUCUAGAGAUCAUCUUUCUAAACAACUUCUUCACAACACCUCCUCACCUGGUUAUAAGGAAAAAGAAGAUGAUAGAAAAGAUGAGGAGUGUGGAAAGGUGUAUGAGUGUAGAUUUUGUUCCCUCAAAUUCUGCAAGUCUCAGGCUCUUGGGGGACACAUGAACCGUCACCGCCAAGAGAAGGAAACAGAGAAAUUGAACAAUGCUCGUCAACUGCUCUUACGUAAUGAUCACAACCUUGUUGCUCAAGCUGCCCUUCACUUAGGAUGUUAUCCAACAAUAGCAACACACAUGGGAGAUCAUCACACAACAGUACCUAUGAGAUACCAAAGAUCAAUGUCUGGUUCAUCAUCCUCAAACCAACAAGUACAACAAUAUUUGUAUGCAUCUUCAUCUUCACCUUCACGGCAAGUAUCUUUCCCAACACACUUGAAUAUUCCACAUCAGCAACAAAUAAACAAUUACCAUAUGAGUCACGUGAUGAGUAACAGCCAGCAGCAACAAUAUGGAGGUGAGUCAAGUAACUAUACUUGCAUAGGUGCACCGGUGAGACAAGGUGGUUAUCCUUCAACAAUGAAUCGGUUUGAAGAUGGAUUGUAG
Cicer arietinum (chickpea) is the source of this 672-nucleotide messenger RNA. The record is from RefSeq and is a predicted model, not a curated record. NCBI's taxonomy places the organism in Eukaryota, Viridiplantae, Streptophyta, Magnoliopsida, Fabales, Fabaceae.